AUGGGAGAACUAUGCAGAUCAACCAUUUUCUUCUCCGAUCAACACCUCUGUUAUGCCGAUAUUCUUCCUCCUUCACAGGUCCGAGGUCGAAUUGAAGUUGCGGUCCUCAAUUUUCUGAAAGCCCUAAGUUCGAACUCUCCGUCUAUUUCCGAUCUAUCACUGAUCAGUAGAAAUUCCAGCAAUAGCAGAGUGAGCCGGGGGUUACUGACCGGUGAUACAUGGAUCUUCCUGUCCCAUUCGUUUUGCACGCGAUCAUUAAUGAGAGAGAAUAGUGCCAAGUCCUUCAUAAGAGUUUGGAAGGUUAUGGAAAUGUGCUACCAAAUUCUGGUCCAGGAUAAGAGGGUGACUCAGAGAGAGCUAUAUUACAAGCUACUCUGUGAUUCACCAGAUUAUUUCACUUCUCAAUUGCAGGUUAAUAGGACCAUCCAAGACUUGGUGGCCUUGCUUCGGUGCAGCCGUUAUAGCCUUGGAAUAAUGGCAUCUAGCAGAGGGGCAAUAGCGGGCCGUUUAUUGUUGCAGGAGCCAAACAAGGAGGUUGUUGACUGCUCCACCUGUGGAUCGUCCGGAUAUGCUAUAUCUGGAGACUUAGAAUUGUUGGAAAAAUUGGCCAUGGAAACAGAUGCACGAUACAUCAUUGUGGUGGAGAAGCAUGCCAUAUUCCAGCGACUGGCUGAGGAUCGUGUAUUCAAUCAAAUCCCAUGUAUUCUAAUCACAGCCAAGGGAUUCCCUGAUAUUGCCACUAGGUUUCUGCUUCAUCGAAUCUGUCGGACAUUCCCCAAUUUGCCAGUCCUGGGGUUUGUUGACUGGAAUCCGGCUGGACUAGCAAUUCUUUGCACCUUCAAAUUUGGAAGCAUAGGGAUGGGACUUGAAGCGUACAGAUAUGCUUGCAAUGUCAAGUGGCUAGGACUGCGAAAGAAUGAUAUUGAUCAACUUGUACCCGAAGAAUCUUUGGUCCCUUUGAAACCACGAGAUCUGCAGAUUGCCAAGAGCUUAAUGUCAUCAGAGAUUCUGCAGGUAUGAAUCCAGUUAAUUUGGAAACGUCCUUCUUAAUCCAGUUUUCGGCUUAAUAGUCACAAAAUUACUGAUUUUUAGCAGGAUAGUUACAAAGAAGAGGUUGCAACAAUGGUUCAGAGUGGUCAAAGGGCAGAGAUUGAAGCUCUUUAUUAUCAUGGAUAUGAUUACUUGGUGAAGUUCCUAGCGACGAAAAUAGUGCAAGCUAAUUACCUCUGAUAAUUCCCUCUCUUCCAAACAAACAAAUACUGAAA
Messenger RNA from Nicotiana attenuata, 1265 nucleotides. RefSeq names its product meiotic recombination protein SPO11-2. The transcript has 10 exons. Gene Ontology annotation, molecular function: DNA binding; ATP binding; DNA topoisomerase type II (double strand cut, ATP-hydrolyzing) activity. The record is from RefSeq and is a predicted model, not a curated record. Gene Ontology annotation, biological process: meiotic DNA double-strand break processing; meiotic DNA double-strand break formation; reciprocal meiotic recombination. Gene Ontology annotation, cellular component: nuclear chromosome. Lineage: Eukaryota; Viridiplantae; Streptophyta; Magnoliopsida; Solanales; Solanaceae.